Molecule: messenger RNA, 7812 nt
Organism: Acipenser ruthenus (sterlet)
Lineage: Eukaryota; Metazoa; Chordata; Actinopteri; Acipenseriformes; Acipenseridae
Product: interferon-induced very large GTPase 1-like
Exons: 3
Coding region: 119-7477 (2452 amino acids)
Molecular function (GO): GTP binding
Source: RefSeq, a predicted model, not a curated record
AGUAUAAAGCUGACAGUUUAGUUUCACUCGCCUCUGCACAACCGGACUGAGCUGACAUCCUCCUUCCAGCUCCUGCUUUUACAGCACAGUAAUCCUGGAUGAAGAGGCCACUGGACCAAUGGAGAAAGCGGAGAAUGAACGAGGAGAACAACAUGAUGAAGCAGACUCUCACAAGGAAACAAAGAACACAGAAGGCAAGACUGCUCGAGACUCAGAGGGGACAGAUCUUGCUAAAAAACUUCAGGAAGCCACUCUUGAUGCAAUUUAUUGGUCAAAAGUUUUAAAAGAUGAGCUGAAUAUUGUAAGUUCAAAGCAACUGCAGCAUUUAGGUGACAAAGAGUAUGAAGCGCUGGAAAAACAUGCUCGCAAAGAAUGGGAAAAAAAGGCUCUGCAGAAGCUGUUGGGAAUUCUGGAGAGACGGAAAGAGCUUGUCGAAAAAGAACGGGAGCAAAGACUGGAGUCUGAAAGGAAGAGAAUGGAACAAGUGAGACAGGCACUUGUAGAGCUUGCAAAACUGCACAAGGGAGGUAAGGACCGAAAUGAUGCAACGGUGAAAGCGAUGGAAGACAAGAUGCGCUCGGCUCUUGAAGUGCCCAAGGACAGCUGGGUGCCUACGGGUCAACCUCUAAAGGAUCUGAUAGAGAACAUACACAAGCAGCUUGACAGUUUAGAGUCUGCCUCACUUUCCCCACCUCACAGCAUGUCUGAUGAAGAAGUUUUGAGGAAUGCCUCUGGAGGCCUAGCUCUGGAGGGCGUGUAUGAAACUGGGAAUCUGGAGGACCUGGUGGAGAAAAGGGAGCAGCUCAUCCAGGUUCCUGAAUCAUUCUCACUUCGUGGGCCUGAGCACAAUUUCUUUUACGAGCAGAAGGAAUUUUCAUCUUGCAGAUCUCAAACGCUCUUUCAGAAGGUCAUGGAAAAGCUUGGCUUCAGUUUCAGCUGUUCAUUAAAGACUGGCUUCUGGGGCUUGACUUUUGAGAAUACGACGGAAAAAACGCAAUCUACAGAAACCGAGGAAUCCAGCAAACUCUUGUCUGAACACUCCUGUAUCUCGAAUACCAAGUAUAACUACAUACCGUUGGCAUCCAGUUUCAUUGAGAGGGACAAACUGAAGCUAUCAACAGCAGCUGUGAAUGAGCUUAAACGGAUAGAAACCAUCAUGUUGAACACCGAUGGCCAAGACUCUGUCAUGCUAACAAAGCGAGUUACUGCAUUCUUUGAGAGGUUUGGUUCGCAUGCUAACCAGGGUCCUCUGCACUUCGGUGGAGUGUUCUGGUGGAAGGCGUCUGCUGAGGGCUUCAAGAGCAGUGAGCUCACAGAGACAAAGAGCCUGAUGUCUGAAGCUCUGAAUGUCUACGUUGGUGCUGGAUACAGUGGAAAUUCUUUGACGUGUUCAGCUGGAGUAAGCACGUCUACAUCACAAUUGAAAGGAUCCUUCACUGGGAAGUACAAUGAAACCCUCAUGAGUAAAGUGCAGCUUUCCAUCAGUAAAACUGGGGGCCCAGCUGAAACCGACAAUCACCUGCAGUGGAAGUCUGCUCUCGUCUCCUGUAACAAAACCUGGUGUGUCAUUGACAGAGGAACAUGCCUCAUUCCUGUAUGGAAAAUCAUCCAGUCUGCUCACAGAGAAGAGUUCAAAGACUCUUUCAGAUUAAGCAACAAACUCAUGGAAAUUUAUCAAAUGACCACAAAGUGGAAUGUGGAACUGAUGUGGGGAGAUAAUGUGCUUUCAGCUGUAAGAGAGGCUGAGACGGUGAUUCAGUCAGUGAAGGACUGGACUGUACCCAAAAGUGAAGAGCACUUGGUUGAAUUAUUGGAAUUCAAGACUAAACUGAAAAAGCAAACAGGAUCCCACAACAUAUGGAUUCAAAUCUGUCUCUCUCAUCAGGUUCUUCAAGACUUCUUAUUGGAAGUUGUUAAACAUGACUGUCAAGGAACCAACUUGAGAAUGCUGAUGCGUUUCAUUAUGGAGCCUCACCUAUAUACUGUGAAACACUUCCCAAACAGAACUGAAAUAAUGCAGUGGGCUUACCAGACUGAGAAAGAACUGCACAAAGUCCAUUCUGUUUCCGAAUUUUCAGAACUGGCAAAAAUCAUACAUGAUGCCAAAAUACAGUUACAAGAUUCCACACUGUCACUUCACACUUUUGAAACAGUGCAUACUGCGAAGAUAAAAGCCACAUGCACCAUAACCCUCUCCCUGAAUUCCCUGCAACAGACAUUUAGAGAGAACAAUCAGGAAGAAGCAGAAGUGCUGAUACUUUCUGUAAUCACUGUUUUAGGAUACAGCCCACAAGGUAAGACAUUUAAUCAUCUACUGGGAUGGGAAGAAAUUGAAUUUUUAGAGGAUGAACUGGAAAAAACCUACUACAAAUACUCCUCUUUGAAAGAACAAAAUGCAUCAAGAGCUCAGGCCUACUUACUGUUGACAGCUUUGACUGUAUCCAGAGAUGGAGUCCACGUCUUCCCAGCGGACAAAGGAAGACGACUGCAGUUUUUUAAAUCGCAGAUGAAGAACAACAUUUCAACCACGGUUUCCUCCGCAGUGGAUUAUGCUGAUCAGCAUCAGGACUGGGAAAAGUUUGAGGAAGAAUUGAAUUCCAUUGUUAAUGAUACGUCCCAACUGGGUGAUAGACCAGAAGAAAGGUUAAAAGAACUGGAGUAUUUAAAACAGUGUCAGGAGGUAUCUUUCUCAGAAACCAAGCAAACGGACAAUCAACAGACUACAAUUCCACAUGAGACCGAUGGCACUCAUUCUGAAAGGAGUGAAAAGGCUGCUGCAUUUAUGAAUUUGCUUCAGAAACUGGGGAUAGAAAAGUUGUACCCCAAACAAAUGAAGAAAAAUGAUGUUCUUGUUAUAGACAGUCUGUCACAAAAUGCUAAUCAGCCAGUGACUGAAGAAAGUCUGUGUUUUCAUUAUCUCUAUAAGCUCAUGGUACUAGACUACAGAGCUAGGAAUUUGUUUUGUGUAAAUCGAGUAAAUGAAUCUGACAUGCAGCAUUCCAACGAUAAUGUAAAAAGCAGCGACGACUUUUUCAAUGAUGACGAAGACCCUGUCGAAGAGGUCAGCAGUCGAGAGACGCACAUUCACCCUAUGGACAUUCACAUGGCAGUUUUCCAUUGUGCUAAUGAUUUUUUGAGGCAGUAUAUCUUUACAAAACUCUCCACAUGUCAGUUUGCCUUGCCCCUCCUUGUACCCAACCCCUGCACUGGGAAAGUGGAAUUCCCACUCUGGGCCCUGCGGCACAUUAAGAAGUCAUGGCAAAGUAAGCAGUCCUCUGAGAAAUACAAGAGCAGUCAAAUGGUUAAUGCACCAGUGCCAAUUGUGUCCUUCAUUAGGCUGGGAACAUCUUCAGCCUCAAAGUCCCAAAUCCUGAACUCUGUGAUUAGCAAGCAGAACCACAGUGUGUUUUUCCACAGACACUGCAGAGGCAGCACUCCAGACUGCUUGCUCAUGGAUGGGGUUGUGGAGAUUGCUUGGUACUGUGCAGGAGGGAAGGAAGAUGACAUUUUUAAUGACUGUGUGGCUUUUAUGAACCUUCACGGGGAUGGCAGCAAACACCCAGAUCAGCUUCGGUUUCUGCAGGAAGUCAGUUCUGUCAAUGUAGUUCUGCUUUCGGAGGAUCCUCUGGAUGAAACAGCCAAGAUGAUUUCUAAGGCUCUCUUCGACUCUCCCAUCCCCUUGAUCUGCCUCUUUGCUGGAAAGGAAAAAAUUGGACGUGGGAAAGAUCUGACAAAGGUGAGAUUGCCGGUGAAGAACAGGAAUAAAGCUGAGCUGACUGAUGAAAUCGUAUCAAACAUCAAACACUGUGUCGCCUCUCAAAAAAAGACUUCCAGCCUGCAAGACUGUUUAGAAAUAGCAAGACAACAACAAUUUAGAGUGGAUGAAGACAGUGAAACAUGCAAAGGAGGGAAUGAACAGGCCCUGCUUCUGUUGAGCCUGUUAAAAGAGCAAACAUUAUCAAACCUCAAAGAGGAUGUUUUGCCCUUACAAGGCAAUCUAUGGCAUGAGUGGUGCGCAAACGAUAAAAAGCAGUAUCGACUACAAAGCACAGACAAUAAAACGAUUGAAAUGAAAAGAAGUGAAAUCCUAGAGAACAAAAUAGGCAUACGCCAUAAACAGCUGUCAAAAGCUUUACCACUCAAUGAUUUCAUGAGAUCCUUCCUGGAGUGCUUGGCUUCCCCUACCCAUUCUGGAGAAACUAAAUCGUACAUGCUGCAGUGGCUAAGGAUAUAUCUGGAUGAGCUCACCACAGACAUUCUCGCACAGCUUGAAAAUCGUUACCAUUCAACAUGGACAGAAAUCCGACUAAAACAAAAGGGUAAGGCUAAAGACAAAGAGCUUGAAAUCAAACUGCAGAAAGACCUGAACAAAAUCUCUGAGAAGAUCAACGCCACUACAUUUGGACUUCAACAUAUUAUGAGAGAAACUGGUCAAGUGUAUGAAGCGAUUCACACAGCAUCAAAAAAUGACGAAGAACUUCAGUAUGUUGCCGUUCUGCCUGACAUUGCAGCUGAAAUGCUGAUUUCAGGGCACCCUCUUGAACUGAUGGAUGGAGAUGCAGCCCAUGUACCUCUGGUGUGGAUUCAGGCAGUGCUGGACAGACUGAUUGGCAAGCUGGAAAAUAAAAAGAUAUUUGUUCUUUCUAUUCUUGGCAUCCAAAGCUCUGGCAAGUCCACACUACUGAACACAAUGUUUGGCCUUCAGUUCACAGUGAGUGCAGGGAGGUGCACACGGGGAGCGUUCAUGCAGUUAUUAGAAGUGAAAGAAGAGAUCAGACAGCAGCUGAAGUAUGACUUUGUCCUCAUAGUUGACACAGAAGGGCUGCGGUCACCAGAGCUCAGCAAUAAAACCACAUUAAGUCAUGAUAAUGAGCUAGCUACCUUCAUUAUUGGAAUCGGCGAUGCAACUGUGAUCAACAUUAUGGGAGAAAAUCCAUCAGAAAUGCAAGACAUCCUUCAGAUUUGUGUCCAGGCUUUCUUGAGAAUGAAAUCUGUUGACAUUCAUCCAAGCUGCAUUUUUGUGCACCAAAAUGUUGCAGAAGCAUCAGCAGGGGAUAAAAACAUGGAAGGAAGAAGGCGUCUCCAGGAGAGAUUGGAUGAAAUGGCCCGCAUUGCUGCAAAAGAGGAACAUCGGGAAAUUAGUGGGUUUGAUGAAAUAAUUCAAUUUGAUGUGGAUUCCCAGGUUUUCUACUUCAAGAAUCUUCUGGAAGGAGACCCUCCAAUGGCUCCUCCCAACCCCACCUACAGCCAUAAUGUCCAGGAUCUGAAGAGCAAGCUACUCACCAUUGCACAGUGGCAGUCAAACUGUAAGUUUUCCACAUUAUCAAAAUUUAAAUCACGCAUCAGUGAUGUCUGGAAUGCACUGCUAGCAGAAAACUUUGUUUUCAGUUUUAGAAACACUUUGGAAAUGAUGGUUUACAGCCAGCUAGAAGACAAUUAUACAAAGUGGACAUGGCAGAUGAGAAAACAUGCACUGAAGGUACAAAACAAAUGGCACAACCAAAUCAUGAGCAACAUAGUGCAAAAUGUGAAAAGAUUAGAUCUGAUGAAGGAUUUAGAUGAAGUCUACAAACCACUGAUAGCUGAAAUAGACAAAUACUUUAAAGAGGAGAAAAAUGCAGACCUCCUAAUUAAAUGGAAGGCAAACAUUCACAACAGAUUUCAAAGUCUGAAGGAAGAGCUCAUUGAUGAAACUCAAAAGCAAUGCCAUGAAUUAAUCAAACUCAAGGAAAGUCGAUCAGAGCUAGACAAACAAAAAUCAAAGUAUGAGGCAGAAUUGCUCGGAAUAAGUAAAGUCCUGGCUUCUACACUAAAGAACCAGAAACUCAGUGAAGAGAAAGUGAGGAAGGAGUUUGACACACUGUGGGUCAAAUGGGUAGUCAGAGUGUCCAAAGAGAUGCCACCCGAGAAUGCUGUUGAUAUACAAGCUAUAGUGGAGAACAUUCUUCUGGAAUACUUCAAGAAAGAGACGGAAAUCAUUAAUAAGAUUACAGAAAAAAAGAAAAACUUUCAUUUCAAUUCGGACAAACAUGUAUCACAAACCACCCUGAAGAAAUUUUGGAACAAUAUUGUAAAAGUGAUUGAUAAAGACUAUUUGAAGAUUUCUGGUGAUCAAGUUACACAACAAAUACAGACUAUGAUCAGUUUAUAUAUUACAGAGAAAGAAAGAAAGAAGUUGGAUUUCAAUGAUAAUUUUAUCUAUGAAAUAUUAAGAGAGAUAGAAUUAUUCAUUAGUAAAUAUGAAGAGUCUCCAAAGAGCAUUACAUUCACAACUGACUAUAAAGUUGAACUGUCUGUCCAUCUAUGCACAUCAGCUGCUAAAAGGUUUACGAAGAUGCAUGCAGCGUUCAAGAAAGCGAACAAUCUGCUAACAUAUCUUGACAGCAACAGAGAGGAGUACUUCAAGAUUUUUAAAGUUUUUUGUGAAGGAGCCACUUCUGUCACAUUCUUUGUUCAUGUUCUGUGUACACACCUCAAACCAGCGAUCAAGCAGGCAGUGUAUGACAAAGCCAGUAUCCAGAUUGUAGAUCAAAUGAAAAGUAACUAUCCAGCUUUCAGUGGUAACCGAUCCAACCUGGAAAAUCACAUUCUGAAACAUCUCGCCGAGCAAGAGAACUUUGACUCCUAUAUGGAGUAUAUUGAGCGUCCAAAGGAUUACUUCCAAAGGUUCAUAAAGGAACGUGUUGAAGAGUACUGCAAAAACUAUAAAAAUCCCUCAGAAAUGCUUAACGUUCAUCUCAAUGAUCUGAUGCGCAACAUUUUAAGCACAUCUAGUAUUGUAACUACAGUAGUUGCAGAGAAACACGGCAAUGCCUCCAUGUGGCUGGAUGAGUUCUGUAAAGGUCUUGGUGCGCACAUGAACCUCUCCAAAGAUGACUUGCAACACAUUGAAAAUGAAGACAUCAGUGACCUGCUGUUCCUAAAAGACACACUGGCCACAUCGCUUGACGAGAUGGUUAACAUUGUAGAGAAAGAAAACAAAAAGUCUCAUCUUGAUGUGAAAAUGUUCAGAAAGCCACCUAAUGAAAUUCUGUGUCAGCAGCUCAGUGGGUGUUGGGAGCAGUGCCCCUUCUGCAAAGCCAUUUGUAUAGGCACCAUCUCUGGCCACAAUACUGACCACAGUGUUCAAUUUCAUCGUUCUGAAGCUUUAGCUGGCUGGCAUUUCUGUGGCACAGACCUCUUUGCUGUUGACUUUUGCACCACUUCAGUUAGCAGUAAUUUGCUAUUCAUGUCUGCCAGUAAAAACCAGUAUAUCCCUUUUAAGACCUACAAAGAUGGUGGUCACCCUUAUGAUAAAUGGAGCAUUACUCCAGACAACACUGAAAAACUCUAUUGGAAAUGGUUUGUCUGUGCUUUCAGGUCACGGCUGGAAAAUAAGUUCCAUAAAAAAUUUCAAGGCAUUGGUACAAUCCCUGAAGCGUGGAAUAAAAUUAAAAAGAGCUCUGUGCUGGAUGAGUUGAAUGCCAGCAUUGGAUAAAAAGGACAACACACAAAAGUGACACCAAGAUGAAAGAUACAGCACCCUCUGUAGGCCACAGAAGGAAUUGCCCACCACCCUUCCACAGAUUGAUUCUGACUUAACUUUUUUUUUUAUUCUGUACUCUUAAAUGUGUUUGGAGUUGUAGAAAUAACGUUGUAGAUAGAGUUAAAUGUAGUACAAUGAUGGAAAACAAUUGAUCAGUUUUUCAUUGACGAUAUCUUUCUAGUGUUAGUGAGUGUUCACUGUAUUCACUUGUAUCACUGAUUUAUGACAUUAUUUGACAUUACAACCACAGUGUGACUUUGAAAUAAUAAAACACAAGUGUACCUGCA